AUGUCUUAGGAAACUUUGAGAUAGUUGGCUAGAUAACUAAAUAAAAACAAGUUUCUUAUUGCAAAACCUGCGACAGAUGUUUUCUUAUGUGUUCAGGCUUUCAUCUUGUUAGUUAAAGGAGUAAAAAUAUAGGAUUGGCUUUUGGCUCAAUUAUUGAUGAGCUGCAGUUUACCCUAGAUGGUGGAGACUAUUAUCGAGAAGAAAAUUGAUUAUGCAAAUAUUAUUUUGUGCAAAAAGCUUUAUCAUUUAAUACCUCAAUAGCAAAAUUCUUUAGGGAAACUUAUCUACUAAUUAAUAAGUUAAAGUUUAAAUUUUUUGGAAGAGGAAAAAAGCAAGAUCUAGAGAAGCAAAAGCACAAUGAUAAGGCAUGAACCAAGCAUUUAUAGCAGUAAUAAUAACAAAAUCAUUUAACCUCAUAAUAAGAAUGCGAGUAAUCAAAGAUGCAAGGAAGAUAUACACAAAAUAUUUUAACACAGAAAAAUCAUAAAAAAUUAGAAGAUUAAGGAAGAUGAUGAAAAAAAAUUUGAACUCCUGAAAGAAAGAAUGAAAAAAAUAAAUAAAAAUAGUUAUUUUAUAUCUCCUAGAAAAAUAUAGUUUGAAUAAUAGGAGAAAAUAAUACUCAGUAACAACAACUCAGAAAGACAAUUCAUUCAUAAUAAAUAAAUGAGAUCACUUAGAUCUUUUAGAUCUUCAUUCUAUGAAUGA
This is a messenger RNA of Paramecium tetraurelia, 705 nucleotides long. RefSeq lists its product as uncharacterized. The record is from RefSeq and is a predicted model, not a curated record. Lineage: Eukaryota; Ciliophora; Oligohymenophorea; Peniculida; Parameciidae. The transcript is spliced from 2 exons.